This is a messenger RNA of Drosophila eugracilis, 2090 nucleotides long. RefSeq names its product angiotensin-converting enzyme (gene Ance-5). Lineage: Eukaryota; Metazoa; Arthropoda; Insecta; Diptera; Drosophilidae. Gene Ontology annotation, cellular component: plasma membrane. The transcript has 5 exons. Gene Ontology annotation, molecular function: metallopeptidase activity; peptidyl-dipeptidase activity. The record is from RefSeq and is a predicted model, not a curated record. Gene Ontology annotation, biological process: proteolysis. The coding region runs from base 90 to 1997 and encodes 635 amino acids.
UCGGCCAGAGUAGGAAGCAAAGCCCAAGACGGAUUAACAAGCACCCAGAUAACCUUAUCGAAACGAAACGGAAGCUAGCCCAGGCCGAAAUGCGGCUGUCACUAUUAGGAAUACCAUUUUUGAUCCUUUUGGUGACCCUCAAUUUUAGGGUCUGCUACUCCAGGUCCAACCACUCCGCCGGCUAUGAGCAGGCCACCAAGCAAAUCCUGGAUAGGGCAACUAGCCGCAUGCGCAAUGUUUGGGGCUUGAACCGUAAAAUCUUCUUGCAGCUUACGGCCAAGGGAAAGUCGCCGCUAGGAGGACAGGUCCUCAACGCCAAGCAGGAGGUGGAGGCUGAGACAUAUCGACUGUUUUACGAACUGGCGGGUAACUUGAGCGUGGUGCCAGUGGCUGAACUAAACGAUCCACUUUUGGGACGGCGCGUCCAGCGAAUGGCCAAGCUGCAGCUGCAGGGUCUGCGGCCAAAGGACUACGAGCAGGCCAAAGACCUUCUGCGGCAGAUACAUAACUUUGUCAGCGGCCCUCUGGUCUGCCCCCAUGAGGAUUGCUCCGCCCAUGGUCCGCUGUCAAUGUACCCGAAGAUCGUGAACAAGAAUAUGCACACCAAGCUAUACGAGGAGCUUCUUAUAAACUGGAAGUCCUGGCGCAGGGCCAUAAAUGAAAAAGACGUGGCCAAGAGCACGUUCAUCGACUAUGUGCGCUUGCUAAGAAUCGCUGCCACAUACAACGGGCAUGUAACUCCUUCGCGGACUUGGUACCUCAACUACGACACGGAGAACUUUCAGGCCGAACUAGAGGCAGUUGUGUGGGAGAUCAUGCCGCUGUACCGAGAGCUACACGCCUAUCUGCGGCACGAAGUGCAGGCCGCCUAUCCAAAGGCAGAUACCAAGAGCGAUGGCGCCAUAUCCGCACCCAUCAUGGACCAGAUUUUGUCGCAAGACUGGUACCCACACCAGUUCUUCCGCACUCCGCACCAAGGUAGGGAACACCAACUGCCCUCGGUUCACCGGCGCCUGGAAGAGGUCUUAGUGACGCCUGUCAAGAUUAACCGGAAGGCCGCCGAGUUCUUUGAGUCACUGGGCCUUAUUGUUAUGUCAGAUAAUUUUUAUGACCGAUUUUCCCGUCGAAUGAAUGACGAGGAAGGAGGAUCUGAGUGCAAGUCGCAAGUUUAUUACUUUCCUCCAGAUGUGGCGCUGCGCUACUGUCCGAAAUUGGACUACAAGAAGAUGAUGCAGAUCCACGGAACGAUGGCGGACAUACAGUACAACAUGUACAAAAUGCGACUGCCAUUCGGUCUCGACACAGAGCCGUGUCCUGGUUUCGGAGCGGCGAUUGCGGAAACAGUUAUUCUGGCGUCAGGCACGCCACGCCACUUGCAACGGCUCCACAUCCUACUGAACGACAGCCUCACAGAGGAGCAAUCCCUCAACCGACUUUUCCGCAUGGGUGUGCACACCUUGAUUGCCGUCCCGCAAUACUUUAUCAACGACAAAUUCCUGGUUGACGUAAUGGACGGGCGGAUAGGAGUUAAAGAUUACAACUGCGCUUACUGGGGUCUCCAGGAUAAAUUUGCUGGAGUCCAGCCUCCAACGCAACGCCACAACAGAGAUUUCGAUCUGGACUUUAAGUUCUAUCGUGGCUUGAAUCCGGAAACAUCAAACACAAAGAAGUUCCUCGCCGAGAUUCUGGGCUUUCAGUUCUACCGCUCCUUCUGCCUGGCAAGUGGCCAGUACAAGCCCGGAGAUCCUAAUUUUCCGUUGCACAACUGCGAUUUCUACGAGAGCAAGGAAGCGGGCAAGAAGAUGCGCGAAAUGAUGCAGCUGGGAGCUAGUCGCCACUGGCGAGAUGUCAUGGAAAUCGCCACUGGAGAGCGGAAGUUGAGCGGUCGCGGCAUCCUAGAGUACUUUGCCCCUCUCUUCACAUGGCUGAAGGAGCGCAAUAAGCAGCUAGACAUUGAACCAGGCUGGGAUGCGGAUGAAUUGUGUCGCAGGGACUAAAGCCCCAUGUCCAGUUUGUAUUUGAAACUUUACUAAGCGUAUCAGCGUGCCUUAACAUAGUCAAUUUACCUGACAAUAAAAUAUGAACAUCAA